AUGCCAGAAGGUAAGGCUCCUCAUUUUCCUCAACAACCUGUUGCACGGCAAAACGACGAUGGUUCGCUGGAAUUGGAAUGCUUUCUAGAAGCUCAACCAGUUCCUGAUAUUAAAUGGUUUUACGAUACUACGGAACUGAAACAAGAUCAUCGAUUCAAUUUUAGGCUUGAUAACAAAGGAAAUGAUGCUUAUUCAGCCAUUCUUCAAAUUAAGGAUCUUGCGGAUAGUGAUGCGGGUGCAUAUAGGUGCGCCAUUGUUAAUCCACACGGUAAAGGCAAUGCCAACUUCAACCUAAAACUUACAGGAUUCAGCGCUCCAACGUUCGUAGAAAAGCCGCAAAUUUCAUCUCGUGACGAUGGACAAAUAAUGGUAAUGGAAUUUAGGGCGAAAUCAAUUCUAAAACCGACGUUUGUUUGGCAAAAGGGCGAUGAAAUUGUCGCUGAGUCAGAAAGAGUCAAAAUUGUCCUGAAAGAAGAAUCGAACCAGGUCUAUUAUGCGGCUCUCGAGAUCAAGGAGCCAACGAAAGAGAAGGAUGCUGGUCAAUUCGUUUGCACAGCGAAAAACGAAUCCGGAAAACUAACUGCCACAUUUACUGUUAAAUUUGAAGUUCCACAAGGAGCUCCGACAUUUACUCGCAAGCCACAAAUUCUCCAGAAAACAUCGGAAUCUGGUGACCCGGCUAUUGUUUUUGAUAUUGGAUUCCAAGCUGACCAAAAUCCCGAAGUGAUUUGGCUUAAUCCGAAAGGCAAAAAAAUGAAGGAGUCAAGUCGUAUAAAAUUCGGUCUUACUCCAGAUGGCGGUGCAAAUACUUUUACUGCAAUGCUUGAAUUGAAAAACUAUAAAGCGAAAGAUAGCGGCACAUACACGUGUAACAUCAAGAAUGAAGCUGGUGAAGCUAACGUUGAACUUACGCUGAACAUCGAAGGCCCACUGGAUGAUGGAGCUGAUGAUGCUAGCGAAGCUUGA
This is a messenger RNA of Dracunculus medinensis (Guinea worm), 966 nucleotides long. Lineage: Eukaryota; Metazoa; Nematoda; Chromadorea; Rhabditida; Dracunculidae. The record is from the annotation of a GenBank genome assembly.